Molecule: messenger RNA, 205 nt
Organism: Racocetra fulgida
Lineage: Eukaryota; Fungi; Glomeromycota; Glomeromycetes; Diversisporales; Gigasporaceae
Source: the annotation of a GenBank genome assembly
UUUUGGAAGUGGAAUAGACUCUAAUUUUAAUACGUCUUGUCGUGUAAAAUUCAAUAGUGGUCUUGGAUCACAAUCUAUAGAUUUUGGAAGUGGUCACUUGAAAUUUCUUAGAGAGACAAGAUCUGAAAACAUUUUAAUUUCUCUUAAUGAUACAAGUAUUACUGCUGAAGAAAUUGAAAUAUUCGAAAUUAGAAUUAUGCAGUAA